This is a messenger RNA of Desarmillaria tabescens, 1527 nucleotides long. RefSeq lists its product as uncharacterized. The transcript has 4 exons. Bases 258 to 1478 code for a protein of 406 amino acids. The record is from RefSeq and is a predicted model, not a curated record. NCBI's taxonomy places the organism in Eukaryota, Fungi, Basidiomycota, Agaricomycetes, Agaricales, Physalacriaceae.
AAGCAAGAGAGGAAAACAACCACAAAUAUCUGCUCUUCACCUCUGACAGCUGCUUCAGUUCCAACAAAUAAUACAGAAGCCAAGAAUACCGCUUACAUCGGUAUGUCUUCUCGUUCCAUGUCAUGGUACUGUUCUUGGGAGGCGAGGCAUGCAUCGUUCUAGACACGGAGGAGCUGUUGUCCUGUUGUCCGUGGUUAGUGCUAGAAUUGAGGCAUUAGAUCGUAAAGUCCAAGAGCUGGCCUAUUCCACGACUUGAGAUGAGCCAGCAACCAACCAUUCCACAAGAGAUCAUCGAUUUUCACAUCAUCAGCAAACUAUCCCAGGAUCUGCCGGCAUUGCGAGCUUGCGCCCUGGUCUGUCGUGCAUGGCGCAUUCCCGCCCAAAAUCGUCUCUUUUUCCACGUCGAACUUGGCUGCCCACUAGAUUCGGAUAAAUCGAAUUGCGAUGACUUUCGUCGCGUCCUGGUAUACUCCCCCCAUCUCGCGUCCUACGUCCGAGUCUUGGACUUGGCUGAUGGAAUGGGCAGCCGGAAAUGGAUGACCAGGUCGAAGCAGCAUUUAUCCGCGAUUCUUCCCCAGCUCGUUAACCUGAUUAAAAUCGAGGUCAGAUUCAAUUCGAUUGAAACUUCAUGGAGCGACAUUUCUACCUUACAAGAUCCCCUUCGUCGACUCUUCCAGCAUCCCCACGUCGAGAGGAUUCUCCUACGCGGACUUUCGAAGUUGCCUGACUGGGACGCGCUUUUCGGGAUGUUGACAGGCUGUCGUGCCGGCCACGUUAGACUGUAUCACGUCACGCUUGAUCCGCGCACAAGAUCAAGUCGUCGUCGGAACGGUCCCGCAGUUCGACGUCCCAAGUGUACCAUUGGUACACUCGACGUAAACCUCACUGCCGACGAAAUGGAGGAUUUCGCGUUUUGGGCGAAUAAUCCUCGGUCGUGUAUGGAUAUCUCUGGUCUCCGAAGAUUUUGUUAUUACGGAUUAGAAGUGGGGGAGUUUGCGGCGUGCAAUAACGUCCUGAAUGCAGCCGCCUUCAGUUCGCUCGAUACUUUCGAACUGCGAAUCGAGGAUCCCUACACGUACAUAACCACGCCAAAUUUUGUACCCCUCGCUAUAGGUCGGCUGCGCCAUUUUCAGAUCACCUUGGAGGAUACGUUCGAAAGCCGGGCAAUCGUUUUGUGCAAUUUGGUACAGUGGUGUACUCGACUCUUCGAGAAUACAGGGCCGAACACCAUCGAGGUGGUGACCCUAUCAUUUGCGCAGUGGGCUACUGAGCACAGAGAUUUAGACCAACAGUUGGCUGAAUGGAAUGCUCUUGAUGCGAUGCUGCUGCGUCCGCACAUGCACGCUCUUCGUCACGUUACUCUCGUAUCCGAUAGCGAGUUUGCCCAUGAUCGGAGAGCGGCACAGGCAUUUUUAGGAUCUAGAGUGGCUGAUAUGUUCCCUCUGCUUAGAGCCAGGGGGAUAUUACGCGUAGUAUGAGGAUCAGGUGCGUGUCGUACACGCUGGAAUCUUCGGAUUGUAUCUGUUU